Pogona vitticeps (central bearded dragon) is the source of this 3191-nucleotide messenger RNA. Lineage: Eukaryota; Metazoa; Chordata; Lepidosauria; Squamata; Agamidae. The record is from RefSeq and is a predicted model, not a curated record.
CCCAACUUAAAACGAGAGUGUGGAGAAAUGAACUACAACUCCCAGGGUACAGCUGGAACGCGCAUGCGUGAUCCACCGAGUUGGCUGCCCCUUGUCGCUUUAGAACCAUGUGAUCUCUGAUGUCAUUGACCGCUCUGUCUCUAUUGGUGGAAGCGAGUUAACGUUGAAAUUUGAAAAAGGUAGAACUCGGGAGGUUUGCUGUACUAACAGAAAGGCGCCUGGCGCUUCCUUGGCGGUGAAGCAGAAUGAAUCUGCAGACCUGGAACAGAGAAAAUAUGACAGAUGACAUAUCUUCUGAAAGCUGUGCAAUUCUCUUCACAUCUCCAGAGGCCACGGGCAGGCCUUCCAUUCUUCGCCCAUCACAGAAAGAAAAUGUGCCACCAAAAGGAAUAGUGAAGCCUAUGAAGGUAACUUUUCAAACUCCUAUGCGGGAUCCCCAGACUCGUAAAAUCCUGAGUCCAGAUAUAAGAAUGAGGAUGGAAGAGAACUGUGGAGAUAAUUCAGAGGAUCUUGUCUUGCCCACACAUGAUGUGAGGCAACAAAAAAUUACAGCAGAAGCAGAUGCAAUAAAAGAGGAGACAGAAACAAAACAAAAGAUCAGUUCUGAUUCUCCAGAUGGUGGGCCAGAAAAAAGCAAAGGAGCACACACACCUGACUUGCCUACUGUAAAUGAUGCAGAUUUAUUCAAGAGCUCUAGUGAUCGUCCAAAUGCUCCAAAACCUCAAGAAAUGUCUCCUUCAAGAGUUUUCACUGGAGCAGAUAUUAGUAUUAAUGCUCUUUCACUUGAUGCAGAUUUCAUGUCUCAAACAGCUAUUGAAGACAUUCCAUCUGAGGAAACAGGCUGCAGAACAGAGUGCUCUUUCUCCUCAGAGUCACUGCAGGAUGUCUAUUUCACAACACAAAUUGUUAGUUCUGAUCAAGCUAUAAAGCUGGCUUCUGACAGAGUUUGCAAAACUGCACCUUUGUCUAUGUCAAACACAGAAAAUCCUUCCUUGCCACAUGUAUUAGAAUCUUAUAACUUUGAGAAUCUCAGCUAUGGUGAAAUAAAAGUGAGGGAUGAUGAGAAGCACAAUACAGGAACAGAGGAAGAUUCUGUGCUCAAAUCAUCUUAUAACUUUGAUUAUGAUAAGUUUGAUCCUAACGUCAACCCAUUUGAAGGUGGUUCCAAAAUACAGAAUCCUAGACAUGAUGGGCUCAGCAUUGAGAAGUCAAAUACCCAAGAGGAAACUUCUUUCUCCAAAGCAGAUUCUGUCCAAAUACAGCAAUGCAUCCUACUAGAUGAAUUGAAGGCUGUAGAAACAACAACUGAAAUACUGAAAGAAAUUGAGAAGCAGAAUGUAACUGAAGGUCAAGAAGAGCAAACUGUGGCUCAAGCAGAAACUCAUGCAGAAUCUUCACAGGAAUUCAUGGUGGCUAAAAGUACCUUACCUUCUGAGACCUCAGGUCCAGAUAAUUCAAAUGGGCAGUUGCUUGUAGAUGACUUGGAUCUCAUAUCCUCCAGUAAGACUGAAAUGGCAGUGAAUGAAAGCAGCCAGGUGGAUACAGAAAAUGAAGAGUUCAGACCACCAUUAGAUGUUUUAGGAAUUGACAUAGAAGUAGACUACCUGGAGCAAUUUGGAAUGUCCUCAUUUAAGGACUCUGUUCUGAGAAAACAAUCUCUUUACUUGAAGUUUGACCCUUUGCUGAGUGAAAGUCCUAAGAAAAGCGGUCCCAGCACCAAUAAAGCAAUGCCUGUAAUUCCUACACUUUUUCAAAAUGGCAGACCAUCCACAAUAGUGGUUUCUGAUGAAGUAAAAACAUCUGACCAUGAAGAAAAACCACUGGGUCUGGAUCUUCUUGGAACCUUCCCAGAUAUGGCCAAAGUCCUUCCAGACAUCCCAACCAGUAGUGACAAUUCAUUGUUUUCUUGUGCUACAUCCACUGAGAAUAUUAUAGACAUGCUGAAAUAUAGUCAGAAAGACAUGGAUGAUGCUGUAGAAAAAGCUAAGCAAGAGAUGGAUGCUGUUGUUAAAAAACUUAGUUCUGAGGUAAAGGAAAAGCAGCAGGAAGCUUUGGAAUGGAAAAUGAAGUAUGAGAAAAUGUAUAUUGAAAAUAAAGAAAUGGGAAAAAUUGUUGCAGAAUUUGAGGGCACCAUAACACAAGUGAUGGAAGAUUCCCAGAGCCAAAAGGAGCUUGCGAAGAAGGAAUUGCAGAGAGUACUGGAUGAGAAACAACAAGUUGUAUCUGAUCUGGACGCCAUGGAAAAAUCUUUUUCUGAGCUCUUCAAACGCUUUGAAAAACAGAAGGAGGCAAUAGAAGGGUUUCAGAGGAAUGAAGAGGCUCUGAAGAAAUGUGUUGAAGAUUACCUUGCCAGAAUUAAGAAGGAAGAGCAGAGAUACCAAGCACUAAAGGCACAUGCGGAAGAAAAGCUACACCAAGCAAAUGAAGAAAUUGCUCAAGUAAGAAGCAAAGCUAAAACAGAAGUAGUGGCACUCCAAGCCACUUUACGCAGGGAACAAAUGAAGAUCCAAUCCCUAGAGAGAAGCAUCGAACAAAAGGCAAAGGAAAAUGAUGAACUUACCAAAAUCUGUGAUGACUUGAUUUCUAAGAUGGAAAAGAUGUGCUAAAUCUCUGCAUUGUCCCAUUUUUCUGUUCUAGUUUUCUUGACAUCUUAGGUUCAUUAAGAAUUAUAAAUAACUACUAGGCUUCAUCUGUACUAGUUAAACUAGUAUUGUUGUUUUUCUAUAAAAUCUUUGACAUGUACUGUGGCUGUUUCAGAAAAACAACUGAGGACCUGGCAAAGGCAUGUAUAUCGUUAUUUUUGUAAAUAAAACUUUUGAUGCACUUUGAUUUUAUAGUUCUAGUUUUUGGACUGUCCUUCCAAGUCUUCAAUAUGUAAGUUGCUUCCCUCGCCUUUGGGCUUUGGGAAUUUUUUUCUCCAGUGUCACCUGUUUGAUACAGAUAUCCAUAAGCUGCAAAAGUAUUUCUUCCAUUUCUGUGUGAAAAGUGUAGAGUUGUUCUUUGUCAACAGACUGCUUUACUUGAACUACUAGAUGACUACUGAGUAGCACUGGAGUGCAAUCUUGAUAAGUGGGGUAUGAGGACAUUUAAUCUGCUAUGUGUUCCACUAGCACUGAGAUGCAGAAAUUUCCUGAACUGAAAGUGUUCCUUUUGAGCUUACCUUUUUCAUUGAACAUAAAUAUUUGUUUUCA